AUGAAGGAGCCCCACCGCGUGAAAAUCUUGGAACUCCAAAAGGCUUCGUGCCUAUGCGCUCAGGCUGGGAAAGUUUCACCAAAGAGGAUUGUAUGGAAGAAAGUGAAGAAAAAUGGAGGAGAAGACUUGAUAAAAUUGGGGGCUUCCAGCGCUUAUAAAAAUGGGCAUCUCCUACCCAGCAAAACCAACCACAUCCAGAGCAAGCAAGCACCCUCCCUUACUGCUGGAACCCUUCAAUUUCGAGCUAUGUUCUCCCAUCUCCUUCCUUUUUCUCCUCUAGCAAACCCUCCAAGAACGUGA
Messenger RNA from Prunus armeniaca (apricot), 300 nucleotides. The record is from the annotation of a GenBank genome assembly. NCBI's taxonomy places the organism in Eukaryota, Viridiplantae, Streptophyta, Magnoliopsida, Rosales, Rosaceae.